CACUGCCUCUGCCUCUUCAGAAAGACAGGUCCUCCAGAGAGCACCAGCUACAGCAGCUGUCAACCCUUGCAUUAAACGUCUCCAUCAUGGCGUAUAAAGCAGCACAUUUGGCCUUUAAGUCACGCUGGGACAAGACAGAUGAAGAACUCUGUCGGCACAGUAUGUCCUUCAUUUUGCAUAAGGCAAUCCAAAAUGAUUUCUUUCAGAGUUACCUUUAUCUGCUGGAAAAGCUUCCCCUGGUGAAACUUUACGCUUUGACAAGUCAAGUUAUCAAUGGGGAGAUGCAGUUCUACGCCAGGGCCAAACACUUCUACCGGGAGGUGCCAGCCACAGAAGAGGGCAUGAUGGGAGACUACAUUGAGCUCUCCAAUACAGACAUUGAAUCCUCCAGGGAGUUUCUCAGGAAGUUUGUUGGGGGGGUGGGGAAAGCUGGCACCAACCGCGCCCUGGACUGCGGCUCUGGGAUAGGUCGUAUCAGCAAGCACGUCCUGUUACCAGUUUUCAAGAGUGUGGAACUGGUGGAUAUGAUGGAGAAUUUCCUGGCUGAGGUCCCAAACUACCUGCAGGGCAAGGAGGACAGAGUAGAGAUGUAUUAUUGCAAAAGCCUCCAGGAAUUCACUCCAGCCCAACAAAGAUAUGAUGUCAUCUGGAUUCAGUGGGUUUCAGGAUAUCUGACAGACAAAGAUCUCCUGGAGUUUCUCAUCCGGUGCCAGAAUGGCUUGAAGGAUAAUGGUGUUAUUAUUCUCAAGGACAAUGUAGCCAGGGAGGGUUGUAUCCUGGAUUGUCUGGAUAGUAGUGUGAUCCGGGACCUGAACAUCCUCCACAGCCUCAUUGAAAUGAGUGGACUCACCAUCCUACGAGAGGAGAGGCAGGAGGGGUUCCCUGAACAGUGUGUCCCUGUCUGGAUGUUGGCCAUGCAGAAAUGCCCUGGCCAUUCCUGAUUGCAUGAGACUGCAGAGACUGGACUAUGGAUGAACCUCAGGACUGGGAACGAGAAAAGCAUCUACUAGAAUCCUCCUAACCAUGCACUGCUACUACUGCUGCUCUAGGGCAACAACUCCUAAAGGAUCAGAAGAAAAUUACAAUUGAGUCAGCUUCUUCAGGGAAUACAGUCUGCUUCUAAAUCCUGUCUGCUAUAUCAUUCUCUCCACUUUUAUGAGCCUUUCUCACAACUCCUUGUCAGAUCCCUCUUUCAUUAAGGAGUAAAUACUGGACAAAACUCAACUUAUAGAAAAUAAUUAGGUCUGAAGUUUCUGUAGUGGCUAAUACAUUUUGGAGUGUUCUGUAUGAAGUGUUAACAAAUAAGCCUGGUUUUUACUGUGGCACUUAAAUCUUCUUGGAAUUUCAGAAGGAUCUGUCAAAUCACUGAAGCAGGAAAUUCAAAUAACUUCUGGAAAAGCUAAGCCAAAUUUUGACUGUCAUCACUAUCUGUACUUUAAAAUAUUUAAAUCAAAAAUGUAAGGAAAGUUUUAUCCAUUAGACAACCUGGUUAAUUUUC
Molecule: messenger RNA, 1498 nt
Organism: Apus apus (common swift)
Lineage: Eukaryota; Metazoa; Chordata; Aves; Apodiformes; Apodidae
Gene: NTMT2
Product: N-terminal Xaa-Pro-Lys N-methyltransferase 2
Exons: 4
Coding region: 87-941 (284 amino acids)
Biological process (GO): N-terminal protein amino acid methylation
Cellular component (GO): cytoplasm
Molecular function (GO): N-terminal protein N-methyltransferase activity
Source: RefSeq, a predicted model, not a curated record